This is a messenger RNA of Suillus bovinus, 3078 nucleotides long. Its product is annotated as glycosyl transferase family group 2-domain-containing protein. The transcript has 17 exons. The coding region runs from base 342 to 2993 and encodes 883 amino acids. The record is from RefSeq and is a predicted model, not a curated record. NCBI's taxonomy places the organism in Eukaryota, Fungi, Basidiomycota, Agaricomycetes, Boletales, Suillaceae.
ACUUUUUUACUUUAUCCCAAGUCCAACUCACUUAGCCGGCGUCAUUUUUUCCUUGCUCGGCUUACGCGAUGUUCACUUUGUCGCGCUCUUUCAUAAUCUCUACGUUCCUGGUGUCGUAAAUAGCCCCUGCCCGGGCGCCCUCAUGCUGAUCCUGAUCAUAACGUCAAUAAUCCUGGCCACACGUCAAAUCUUUCCGUCACUUGUUCUAGGCCUCGGCCUUGUUAACGGGUUGCCUGAUUGGCAUAAAUCUUUUUUCUGCCAUCAAAUUCCAUAAGUGCAGUGCUGGGUCACCCACUUAUAUACACCGUUCUCUGGUACCACCUAUUGUUCAGCAGCACAAUAUGGAUUAUGACCCGUAUGACGCUCUUCUUCACCAUGUCUACCAACAGACCCAAGGGGAGGCAUGGUUCCGACCCACAGAAGAGAAUAUCGCAACGGGCGUCUGUAUUCGGGUGGCCGCAGGAAAUUACCGCGUUUUUCCUUACAACCUGAUGGCACUGGCUCCCUUCGAGGCCGCCGUCAGACUGCUCAAUCCAGUCGUUGCUGUUAAAAUCCGCAGCGCCGCCGUACACGCCGCAUUCAGUACAAUAACUGAUGCAGAUGCUUCGAUCUAUAUUGAUUCUGACACCAAGAUACAGGUGUUUGAUUCCAUGCACUUGCUACCUCGUGCCGAGAAGGAGCAAUGUGCGGCUUUCAUUCGCGAUGAACGAGUCAUCGUUAUAUGGGCAGAUAAUUUUGACAGUAUCAUACCCUUGUGUCGUGAAAUAGAGGACAAACUCAUCAAGUUGGUCUGGCGCUUGCGUAAUGAGAUAUCGCAUGUGCCCAGCAUCGCGCCAUCUUCCAACGCUGUAUCAAUUGGCGCUUCUGACGCUAAUUUGGCAGAAAGAAAUACAGUCUUCACAGAGGCUAUUCCUGUCACGGACAAAGAGCGAAAUAACGUACAUUCGAAAUCACGAAGAAAGACAUCAAGGUGGGGCUGGAGUUGGCGAGUUUCACCGGAGAAGCGAGGCGCGCAUGCCGAGGAAUACGACCUGGAGAAAGAAUGUUCUUCUGGAAGUUCUCGGCCCAUUCGCCUCUAUGCCCCAUUUUACUGUGGCCUUGCGACGGCGCUGUCAAUAUUGGAGUUAGCAUCCUUGUGGCUGAAUGGCUUCUCGAUAACAAUUAUAAUCGUUUCAUCUUGCUCGUUACAUCACCCUUCCUCUUUUGCAUAUCACUGUUCUUCUGUUUGCAGCUUGUGGGCAACAUAUCCCUGGUGCUUGGUCCGGUUUCUCAGUACCAUGAGAAUUCAAAAUAUUACUCCGCAAUCUCCCCCCAAGCCGAACAAGGAAGUCGAUGCCGCCUUACCCCACAUUACCAUCGAACUUCCUGUAUUCAAAGAGAGUCUAGAACACACUAUUGCGCCCUCGGUCUUCUCCAUCAAGAAGGCGAUGCAGACAUACGCUAGGCAGGGUGGCACAUCUGCUAUUUUUGUGCAUGACGACGGUCUGCAGCUCAUUAGCCCCAAGGAGCGAGAAGAACGUAUAGCGUUCUAUUCCGACCACAACAUUGGGUGGGUCGCGCGUCCGAAGCAUGAUAACACACCAGGCGGCUUCAAGCGCGCUGGCAGGUUCAAAAAGGCGUCAAACAUGAACUACGGGCUCGCGCUAAGCUUGAAGCUUGAGAAGCAUUUGAAGGUGCUCGAAGACGCGGAGCAGAGGGGGGAGUUGGAUGUCAGCGCCGGAUACGAGUGUCUUGAAGACACGGCUUUGGCAUUGGCCAUAGAAGAAAUGUAUAAUGAAACUGGUGGGAAGUGGCAGCCCUGGGCAAGCAAUGGGAAGUCUUUACGCGUCGGGGAAAUUAUCUUGAUUGUUGAUGCAGACACGAUUGUGCCUGAGGAUUGUUUCCGCGAUGCCGCACGAGAACUUGCGGAAAGCCCCGACGUCGGUAUCAUCCAGCACGAAUCGGACGUAAUGCAAGUCGCGCACCACUACUUCGAGAACGGCAUUGCGCACUUUACGCGGCGGAUUAACAAGUGCAUCUCAAUCGGAUGCGCGAACGGGGAGAUGGCUCCAUUUGUGGGACACAACGCCUUCCUUCGGUGGUCAGCUCUCCAGGACGCGGCGUUCAUCGAUCCUGAAGAUGGGAAGAAGAAGAUAUGGUCUGAGUCGAAUGUGUCCGAGGACUUUGACAUGGCUUUGCGGUUGCAGCUGAAGCAUUACAGUAUCCGAUGGGCGUCGUACUCCAAUGGUGGAUUCAAGGAAGGCGUGUCCCUCACUGUCGAUGACGAGUUGAAUCGGUGGCAGAAGUACUCAUAUGGAUGCAAUGAGCUUAUAUUCAAUCCGCUCAUCCAUUGGUGGAAGAUGGGACCCAUUGCCAAGCAGCUCCGCAUCUUCGUGUGGUCUGGAGCCCCAGUGCACUAUAAGCUUAGUAUGAUGGCUUACAUGUUCUCGUACUAUGGCAUUGCAGCGGCUGCGGUCCUCUCUUUGGUCAACUACCUUUUGCUAGGCUUUCAGAUUGAAGUCGACGGAUUCUUCCUACACAGCUUCGAAGUCUGGCUAGCGUGUACUGUCGUCUUCCCUGGAGUUGGCAAUCUCGGAUUUACGCUUCUCGAGUACCGUCUUGGUCACCGCAACCUUCUAGCUUCGGCGAUCGAGAAUGUGACCUGGAUACCCUUCUUUUUCUUCUUCUUUGGGGGGCUAAGCAUUCACCUUUCUCAAGCAUUACUCUCCCAUUUAUUUUCAUACAACAUCACGUGGGGUGCUACGAAAAAGGAGGUCGAGCGAUCAAACUUCUUCAUUGAAGUUCCGAGGAUCAUAAAGCGCUUUCACGUUGCACUGAUACUAUGCAGCAUUACAGUGGUGGGGAUGAUUAUACUCGGUACGUCACUGGUGCCCGCUGGGUGGCAGGUGGACUCGACUGACUGGGCAGUUAUCCUGCCGCUUGCCAUCGUUGUUGGAAGCCAUAUCCUCUUCCCUAUUGUCCUCAACCCUUGGUUGAUGAUAUUCUCAUAUUAGAAUCUGGAACUGUCUUGCACGCGUUGAGAUAUUUUUGGGAUAUACACUCGUUGCCAUCUUUCUACACGGACUAACAGUCUACAUA